This is a messenger RNA of Hibiscus syriacus, 752 nucleotides long. Its product is annotated as CLAVATA3/ESR (CLE)-related protein 12-like. Bases 287 to 598 code for a protein of 103 amino acids. The record is from RefSeq and is a predicted model, not a curated record. The transcript has a single exon. Lineage: Eukaryota; Viridiplantae; Streptophyta; Magnoliopsida; Malvales; Malvaceae.
GGCCAUAUACUCACGUAUUCCAACAUAUUUGGUCAUCCCAAUAUAUAAUUCAAGGUUUGAAAAUUGUGGUAUCAAUGGGGGUCGUGUUGCUUCACCGCAAAGGAAGUUUCAUUGGUAGAAGAAAACGUAGAAAUGGUCGACAACUUUGCCACCUCCGCAUCUGCCGGACCUUCAUUUCCUCUUUAAUAAACUACCAUUGAAGCAACCCAAACCUACAAUCUCUCUAAAACCCUAUUUCUUUCCACAUGCAACCUCUUCUCUUCAACCCUCAUGAAUCUCCCUAGCAAUGGCCAUGAGCAAAUAUAGUUUUUUACUUCUCUGCACCACCAUUCUUUGCCUCUCUUUCUUGCUUUUAUUCUUUGGGCGCUGCAACUUAUUCGCCGAUGGUAUUAGUAGCCACACUUUGAGCAACCGGAAGCUCCUGGCUACCAAAUUCGACUUCACUCCAUUUCUACAUCAUCACAAGCAUCACCAUCAACGGCAUCGCUCUGUCGACGAUAACGUCCACCGCCCUGAACAUUCCGGUAACGAGAUUGAUCCGCGUUACGGUGUAGAAAAACGCCUUGUUCCUAGCGGUCCAAACCCCUUGCACCAUUGAGGUUUUCUCAAUUUUUUUCCUUAUUUUUCCUAUUUAUUUUCUUAUCAUGAAAAAAAUAUGUAAUGAAAUCAAUUUGUAUGAAUUUCAUGUAUACUUGUUCAAAAUUCCAUAAAAUGAUCAUAAUUCAGAUAAAGUACUGAAAACUUGGAUCUCU